Molecule: messenger RNA, 828 nt
Organism: Westerdykella ornata
Lineage: Eukaryota; Fungi; Ascomycota; Dothideomycetes; Pleosporales; Sporormiaceae
Exons: 2
Coding region: 1-828 (275 amino acids)
Source: RefSeq, a predicted model, not a curated record
AUGCCUCCUCGCAGGAAUGUCGCCCCGCCCAAUGCCGUCAGGCAGUUCGUCUGCGACAUAUGUGACAAAGGGUAUCCACGGCAACCCGAUUUCGAGAACCACCUCCGUUCAUACGAUCACAACCAUCGGCAGCGUCUGCUCGACAUGAAGAAGAUUACAGCGCGCAGCGAGCAAGAGCGAGGAGAGCGCAAGCGCGGACCCGAUCACUCGAAGGCAAUUGAUGGACCUAGCAAGAGGGUCGCCGGGGCUCCCCGAUUUACGAGAGUAGGAGAUACGGCGCUUACCGGUGCUACAUCAGCACGCUUCACCAAGGUCGGGCCCCCUCCGUCGACGACGAAGAUUGAGCCAGAGCGCACCCCAGCGGAAGGCGCGAGCCAGCAAGCGGACGCCACUGCACACAACUCAAAGGAAGGAGAUGGCGAUCGCAUAGCGAUGCUGCUGGAAAAGCAAGACCGCGUUCAGAAGGGGCCUCAGGGCCUCAAGGAACUCAAUGCGAACAAGGAGAAGCAGUCUGCUGACGAACCCUUCCCUCCCAGGGGUCUAAUCCAGGAUCAACAAGAACACGAAACUGACGACAGGUUCGAAGAGACAGAAAAUGCUGUAGAGGAGCGAGAUGACAAGGCGAAAUCUACCGAUAUGAUUGAGGAAGUGAUCACCUGGGAACAGUACGACUUCACCAAGCCCACCGGCUGCGACCACGCCACUUGCCCGGGCUGCAGGAUCGAUGGUAUAGGGGAUGGCGGCGAUGUCUUCCCGACCGGAAUGGGAGAUGAUACCGGUGCCCCGCCAUUCGGCAUGCAAGCAUUGAAGUCAGUGGAAACGGCAUGA